ACAUAAAUCUCAGAUAAACCCUAAAACGGCCAUUGGCUUUUGAGUUUUGAAGAAGGUUCUAGUCACUUUAUCAAGUAUUUAACCUCAAGGUCAUAUCCAACAGUUUCAUACCGCUACAAUUGCAAAAUCCCCAUCUUUUUUUCUUCUUUAUUUGUACUAUUUUUCUGGCCUUUUUGAUUUUGUGAGAUGGCAAAGCGGUUGAUUCCCACAUUUAACCGCAUUUUGAUUGAGAAAAUUACAGCUCCAGCUAAAACUACAGCCGGAAUUCUGCUUCCAGAAUCUUCUAACAAGUUAAACUCAGGGAAAGUCAUUGCUGUGGGGCCGGGAUCUCGGUCGAAUGAUGGGAAAAUAAUCCCUGUGAGUCUUAAGGAGGGAGACACUGUUCUUUUGCCUGAAUAUGGUGGCUCUGAGAUUAAGCUUCAAGAUAAAACGUAUCAUCUUUACAGGGAAGAUGACAUCCUUGGUACUCUGCAUGACUGAUUUUGAUUCAGAUAUGCUGUUUAUCUAGUCCUGCUUGAUACAAUAUGCUAGAAAAUUUCCAUUCUCAUGUGUUGAAUGGACAAAAUUGGAGAUGUUCUUGUUUUGCAAUACUGAAACUCUCUCAAUUGGAGAUUUUGAAUUCUAGGAAUUUUUUCUUGGAAUAAUGUUGAUUGUGUGUCACUUUUUAUUCCAUUGGGCAUUGGCUAAUGAUAUGGUCUUUAGUCUUUACUCAUGAAUUGGCACAUUGAUCUCAAUUCUUAGAAUUAUCUUAAUUUUGUGCUUAUUACGGAAAUGAAUUAAGACGGUUAUCUUUCGAGAAAAAAAUGUUACAACUAAUUUUAGUUUU
Messenger RNA from Amaranthus tricolor (Joseph's coat), 826 nucleotides. RefSeq names its product 10 kDa chaperonin, mitochondrial-like. Gene Ontology annotation, molecular function: protein-folding chaperone binding; protein folding chaperone; ATP binding. The transcript is spliced from 3 exons. The record is from RefSeq and is a predicted model, not a curated record. The coding region runs from base 187 to 480 and encodes 97 amino acids. Gene Ontology annotation, cellular component: mitochondrial matrix. Lineage: Eukaryota; Viridiplantae; Streptophyta; Magnoliopsida; Caryophyllales; Amaranthaceae.